GACUGAGUGGCAACCGCUGUUCAAUAGAUUUUGACUUUAAUCUUGAGCGAGCCUCUGAAUUGACUUUGGCCUUGAAUAAGUCAGGCAGAAAUGGAUCAAAAGUCGGACACACACACAUACACACACAUCCAGACAACGAAGGACAAGAGGCGAAACUACAUUCAUUGGGUCAGCGGUGCCACAUUUUUAUUGGUCAUUAGUGCGAGCCUCUAUCGGGCAUUCGUAAGCAUUUACACAUCGUUAAACUUUCAUUUCCGGCAAAUUAAGCGCAUUCUAUACACCUUCUACCCUGGCCCAAAAAACACACUCACACAUACAGUGCCAUAGACACAGGGACACAGAGGCGUAGCAUUAUUCACGCCAUGUCCUGUCCCCGAUUACAGGGGACAGUUCUUUGUCAGCAAAAUAGCCACGCGGCAGUGCAUGAGAAGGCUACAUCAAAUGACCACAACAAACACAGCCCGACGGCUAUAUAUGGUAUAUACAUAUACGAUAUUCCGGGCUAUAUUUAAUGGAGAGCAAACAAAUAGCGGUACGCCCCGUAGGCGGCAUUCGCACUUUUGUUUGCUUUUCAAUCAAAAGUCAAUAGCAGAAGCGGGCCAUAUAAAAGCCUGGCAAGGAUUGUGGCAUCGGUGUUGGCUCCAAGCUAUUGUCCACAUCAUGUCCUUCUGGGCGGUUAGUCGCGGCUUAACGCCGCAAGGCAAAGUGGCGCCCAUGCUGAAUCCCAAUCAGCGACAAUUUCUGGAGGACGAGCUGCGCUAUCGAGAGAAGCUCAAGAUGCUGGCCGGCGGCAAUGCCAUCGAUGAUGUUUACGUGCGCAAACCGGACACCGUGGAUGAUCCACUGGAGCUGGACAAGCACGACUCAUUCUACAAGACCACCAAAAGUCUGCUAGUGCUGUUCCAGAUCAUGGGCGUCAUGCCCAUACAUCGUAAUCCGCCCGUGAGAAAUAUGCCGCGCACUGGCUACUCGUGGCGAUCCAAGCAGGUAAUGUGGGCCGUAUUCAUCUACAGCUGCCAAACGACAAUUGUGGUGCUGGUGCUGCGAGAGCGUGUCAAGAAGUUCAUCACCAGCCCGGACAAACGCUUCGACGAGGCCAUCUACAAUGUCAUCUUCAUCAGUCUGCUCUUCACGAACUUUCUGCUGCCCGUCGCUAGCUGGCGCCAUGGCCCUCAGGUGGCCAUCUUCAAGAACAUGUGGACGAACUAUCAGUACAAGUUCUUCAAGACGACGGGCUCGCCCAUCGUAUUCCCGAAUCUGUACCCGCUGACUUAUGCACUCUGCGUCUUCUCCUGGUUGCUCAGCAUCGCCAUAAAUCUGUCGCAGUAUUUUCUGCAGCCCGAUUUUCGCUUAUGGUACACCUUCGCCUAUUAUCCAAUCAUCGCGAUGCUGAAUUGUUUCUGCAGCCUGUGGUACAUCAAUUGCAAUGCCUUUGGCACGGCCAGCCACGCCCUAUCGGAUGCGCUGCAGGCCACCAUUAAGGGCGAGAAGCCAGCCCAGAAGCUAACGGAGUAUCGACAUCUCUGGGUGGAUCUGAGCCACAUGAUGCAGCAGCUGGGACGCGCCUACUCGAACAUGUACGGCAUGUACUGUCUGGUGAUCUUCUUCACCAGCAUCAUUGCCACCUACGGCAGCAUUAGCGAGAUCAUCGAUCAUGGCGCCACCUACAAGGAGGUGGGUCUCUUCGUCAUCGUCUUUUACUGCAUGUGCCUGCUGUACAUCAUCUGCAAUGAGGCGCACUAUGCCUCACACAAGGUGGGCAUGGAGUUCCAGACCAAAUUGCUCAACAUUAAUCUAACUGCCGUGGACACUGCCACACAAAAGGAAGUGGACAUGUUGCUGGUUGCUAUCAACAAGAAUCCGCCCAUCAUGAAUCUCGAUGGCUAUGCGAACAUCAAUCGCGAAUUGAUCACCACGAACAUCUCCUUCAUGGCCACCUAUUUGGUGGUGUUGCUACAGUUCAAGAUCACCGAACAGCGUAGAUCACAAACAGUUUAAGGCUUGAUCAACAGAACUAACUGAAGGAGUUAUCGAUUAUUUUCAAUUGAUUAUCGAUUUGUAUUCAAUUUGUGCAUAUGAUUGAAAAGCGCUUGGAUUUUAUUAUAUACAAGAUUUAUGUCUAUAUUUAUU
Molecule: messenger RNA, 2130 nt
Organism: Drosophila mojavensis
Lineage: Eukaryota; Metazoa; Arthropoda; Insecta; Diptera; Drosophilidae
Gene: Gr21a
Product: gustatory and odorant receptor 21a
Exons: 1
Coding region: 424-1998 (524 amino acids)
Biological process (GO): sensory perception of taste
Cellular component (GO): membrane; axon; dendrite
Source: RefSeq, a predicted model, not a curated record